AUGAAGCCCAGUCCGGCCGGAGGGGUGGCGGCGCGGGAGCUGGAGCCGCCGGCGCCGGCCCGGGGCGAGCAGCGCGCGGCGGAGCCCGAGGGGCGCUGGCGGGACAAGGGCGAGGCGGACACGGAGCGGCAGCGCACCCGCGAGCGGCAGGAGGCCACGCUGGCCGGGCUGGCGGAGCUGGAGUACCUGCGCCAGCGCCAGGAGCUGCUGGUCCGCGGCGCCCUGCGCGGCCCCGGGGGUGCGGGCGCCGCGCCCCGCGCCGGGGAGCUGCCGCCGGGGGAGGCGUCGCAGCGCAGCCGCCUGGAGGAGAAGUUCCUGGAGGAGAACAUUCUGCUGCUGCGGAAGCAAUUGAAUUGUUUGAGGAGGAGAGAUGCUGGUUUGUUGAAUCAGUUGCAAGAACUUGACAAGCAGAUAAGUGACCUGAGACUGGACGUGGAAAAGACAUCUGAAGAGCAGCUGGAGACAGACAGCCGGCCCAGCUCAGGGUUUUAUGAGCUGAGUGAUGGGGCUUCAGGAUCCCUUUCCAAUUCCUCUAACUCGGUCUUCAGUGAGUGCUUAUCCAGUUGUCAUUCCAGCACCUGCUUUUGCAGCCCCUUGGAGGCAACCUUGACGAUCUCAGAGAGUUGUCCCAAAUCUGCAGAUGUGAAUCCCAAGUACCAGUGCGAUCUGGUGUCUAAAAACGGGAAUGACGUCUAUCGCUACCCCAGCCCGCUCCAUGCCGUGGCCGUGCAGAGCCCCAUGUUUCUCCUCUGCCUGACAGGCAGCCCUCCGAGGGAAGAGGAGAGGCUGGGGAGCCACACCGGUGACAUUUGUGUGGGAUCUGAGCUGGACGCCAUCAAGACGGAGGCGUCCUUCCCGUCUCCGGGCAGCGUGUGGCCUGCUCCCCACCCCUCAUCCAGCAAGAAAAUGGACGGCUACAUUCUGAGCCUGGUGCAGAAGAAGACACACCCGGUGAGGACCAACAAGCCCAGAACCAGUGUGAACGCGGACCCCACCAAGGGACUUCUGAGGAACGGGAGCGUUUGUGUCCGGGUGACCGGCGCUGUCCCCCAGGGCAAUCCUGGGAACCUUAAGAAUUCCAAACAGGCGCCUCUGCCCUCGGUCGGAGUUCCCUCCUUGGACCAUGGGACGACGUUCUCCCCGCCGAAGCAGUGGUCCAAAGAACCGAAGGCAGACCAACUGGAAAGCAAGAGGCUGCCCUUGCCCGAGGGCUGCAGCCCGCCUGGUGCCGCCCCUGACCUUCAAAGCAAGCACCCACCCAAGCAUGCCAAGCUGGCCUCCCAGGAGCAUGGGCGCGGCCCCACCGCCGCCGGGACAGGGGAGGCCCCCAAGGAGAGCAGCCAGGUCCCAGCUGCCCCUCCAAAAGAGAGCCCUGGGCGAGGCCUCGCCCCGCUGCAGGAGAACAAAGUCAUCCAGCCCCUGAAAAAGCCAGCACAGAAAAGCAGCCUGCAGGCCGCCCCUCCACCUGCACCCCCUCCUGCCCCGCCCGCACCCCCAUCCUCAGCUUUCCCCUCCGCCGCCUCCGUGGAAGAGCGGCCUGCCCUGGAUUUCAAAAGCGAGGGCUCCUCUUCUCAGAGCCUGGAAGAGGGGCCUCUGGUGAAGGCGCACUUCAUCCCUGCGCCCCAGCCACAGCCACCGCCGGGCGUCCGGCUGCACCGGGGCCCCCGGACUGCAGCGCCCCCCAGAGGCUCCGCCCUGAAGCACCGGGCGCAGGCCCUGCACGGCCCCGACGGCGGCACCCUGCCCACCGUGCGCGAGAAAACCCGCGCUGCCGGCAAGAAGUGCCGGUUCCCCGACGACACGGAUACAAAUAAGAAACUCAGGAAGGUGUCCUCCGCCCGGGGGAGGAGGAGCGGGGGCGCCCACGGCGACGCGGGUGUGCCCAGCCGGCCGCUGGGGGCCGCGCACCGGGGCCCCGGGAGCAGGGCGCACGGCCACGGCCACGGGCACCACGGGCGCGAGGCGGUGGUGGCCAAGCCCCGGCACAAGCGGACGGACUCGCGGCGGUGGAGGGCGGCCGCCGAGGCCUCGUACGAGGAGGCGCUGCGGCGGGCGCGGCGGGCCCGGCGGGAGGGCGCGGGGCUGUGCGCGGGGCCCGUGGCGCUGCCCUUCGCCGCCGCCAGCAGCCCCUACGCCUAUGCGGCCAGCGACUCCGAGUACUCGGCCGAGUGCGAGUCGCUCUUCCACUCCACCGUGGUGGACACGAGCGAGGACGAGCAGAGCAACUACACCACCAACUGCUUCGGGGACAGCGAGUCCAGCGCCAGCGAGGAGGCCGAGUUCGCGGGCGAGAGCACCAGCUCCAGCGACUCGGAGGAGAGCGGCGGCCUCCUGUGGUCCCAGUUCGUGCAGACGCUCCCCAUCCCGGGGGUCGCGGCGGGCCCCCCGGACCUGCACCGCCGCGGCAACCCCGCCAAGACCUUCGUCAAAAUCAAGGCCUCCCACAACCUCAAGAAGAAGAUCCUCCGCUUCCGCUCCGGCUCUCUGAAGCUGAUGACCACCGUGUGA
Messenger RNA from Pipistrellus nathusii (Nathusius's pipistrelle), 2508 nucleotides. NCBI's taxonomy places the organism in Eukaryota, Metazoa, Chordata, Mammalia, Chiroptera, Vespertilionidae. The record is from the annotation of a GenBank genome assembly.